Molecule: messenger RNA, 1088 nt
Organism: Polyodon spathula (Mississippi paddlefish)
Lineage: Eukaryota; Metazoa; Chordata; Actinopteri; Acipenseriformes; Polyodontidae
Product: midnolin-like
Exons: 7
Coding region: 141-1088 (315 amino acids)
Cellular component (GO): nucleus
Molecular function (GO): protein binding
Source: RefSeq, a predicted model, not a curated record
GGCGAGGAUUUAUAUUUUCAAACUUUUUUUUUUUUUUAAUUUUUUUUUAUUUAUUUUUUUAAAUUUAUUUAUUUGUUAUUAUUUUCAAUUUUCAUAACUAAGUGGAAGCCUUUACGUUGUUCUUUAAACUGGGUCAGCGAAUGGACCAGCACCCCAGCACCAGGAGCUGCAGCAGCCGGGGAGCCACCGCCUGUGAGGCCAUCCCAAACGAGCCGCCCAUGAAUUUGUACAUCCACACCACUACCGGGACCCGCUUCGAACUGACCGUCCCUUUAGAGGAGACGGUAGAAGGACUCAACAAACGAUUAUCGCAGAGACUCAAAGUCCCGAAAGAAAGACUCGCACUCCUGCACAAAGAAACGCGGCUGAGUUCAGGGAAGCUUCAAGACUUUGGCAUAACGGAUGGUAGCAAGAUAACACUUGUCCCAACAGUGGAAGCGGGCCUCAUGUCCCAAGCAUCAAGACCCGAACAGUCCGUGAUGCAAGCGCUGGAAAGCUUAACAGAAACUCAGGUCAGUGACUUCCUGUCGGGACGGUCGCCCCUGACCCUGGCUCUGCGCGUGGGCGAUCACAUGAUGUUCGUGCAGCUGCAGCUGGCUGCGCAGCAGUCCGGGGCACAGCAGCAAGUACAGCAUCGCCACGUCAUUGCGAGGGAGGGUGGAGCGUCCACGGCAGGGCCCAGCAGCGGGCAGCACCCCAGGACCGGGCAUCACCCCCACCACUCGCACCCUCACCCACACCCUGCCCCCUCUGCUGCCACUGCAAUCCCAGCCAGCGCCAGACAGACGGUGGCCCCCACCUCUUCUCCCGCCACGGCCCCCCUUUACUGCCCCCCCGUCCAGCCCUCCCCGCUUUCUGCGGGCAUGUUCCGGUCGCAGAACCCGGGCGAGACCCCCGCCUGUGCCACGGCAGAGAGCCACACGGCAGCUAGCCUCUGCCCAGAGACGACUGCGCGAAGCAGCAAGCCAAAAACCAAGGCUGAGUCCUCCAAAACAUACCAGGCGCUAACCCCUGCCACUCUGCUCUGGUUCUCCACCUUCCGUGCCUCUCCCAGAGGCCUCUGGCAACAGCUUCAAAUAAAGUUCUGA